Molecule: messenger RNA, 389 nt
Organism: Poecilia reticulata (guppy)
Lineage: Eukaryota; Metazoa; Chordata; Actinopteri; Cyprinodontiformes; Poeciliidae
Source: RefSeq, a predicted model, not a curated record
CUUUCGUGCAGGAGUCCGUCUGUCAUGGGAAUCUUUGCAGCAGACCGAGGCUUUCUCGGAGAAAUCGGCGGACUUGAUGGAGGCAUGACAGUUUACGGAGGGGAAAACGUGGAGCUCGGGAUCCGCGCGUGGCUGUGUGGAGGAAGCGUGGAGGUCGUGCCUUGCUCCAGGGUCGCUCACAUCGAGAGGGCGCACAAACCGUACGCACCGGAUCUGGACCCGUUCAUGCGGAGGAACGCGCUGAGGCUGGCAGACAUUUGGCUGGACGAAUACAAGAAAAACGUUUUUAUUGCCUGGAACGUCCCUCUGAAGGUCAGUAAAGGUCAAAUUCACUUCAUUCUGGUAAAUUAACAGUAUUAUAGAAAACAGAAAUAAAAACACUUCUAGAA